AUGGAUAAAGUAUUGAGACCGGACAGACUUGAACUGGACCUAGCUACAUCAACUCAAGGAGGAAACGCAAACAAAUUCACACAUUGGAGCACUACGAUGGACAACUUCAUCGAGACACUGAAAGACACCGUAACUAGUGACGAAGCUAAAUACAAGGUUCAAAUAAACUUUAUUAGCCCCGAUAUCUUCCUGCACAUAUCGGGGCUAACUAAAUACACUGAAGCCAGCGCCGUCUUACAGGCUCUAUUCGUAAAAACGAAAAACCCAAAUUAUGCUCGUCACUGCCUGGCCAUGAGAACCCAGAAGGAAGGAGAAUCCAUCGAAUUAUACUUGUUGGCACUAGAAAAACUAGCUAAAGAGUGUGACUUCAAGGAUGUAACUGCUGCAGCGCACCAAGAGGAAUGUAUCAUAACGGCAUUCAUAUCAGGAUUGAGCUCACAUCAGAUCCGCCAACGGCUACUUGAGGAUACUAAACCCUUAUCUGACACAACUAAGGCAGCUACCACACUUGAGCAAGCCCUCAGGGAGAAUGUAAGAAGUUGGUUUGAACAAUUUGAGGUUUUUCUAGAGGUCGGGGAACUGGUGGAAGACCCGACAAUCCCAGAAAUCCCGGAGGACGACAACAGAGCUCAGGACGAAACUGACAGACUUACUUGA
Molecule: messenger RNA, 657 nt
Organism: Bolinopsis microptera
Lineage: Eukaryota; Metazoa; Ctenophora; Tentaculata; Lobata; Bolinopsidae
Exons: 2
Coding region: 1-657 (218 amino acids)
Source: RefSeq, a predicted model, not a curated record